Molecule: messenger RNA, 1650 nt
Organism: Oryza sativa Japonica Group (Japanese rice)
Lineage: Eukaryota; Viridiplantae; Streptophyta; Magnoliopsida; Poales; Poaceae
Source: RefSeq, a predicted model, not a curated record
UAAAUGGAUCUCCGUUUAUAAGGUUGUUACCUGGUGGGAAAAUUUUUACCAGUAUUUAGUUAUUAAGAGAAAUUUUUUUCUCUCCAUAUAUACAUGAGUUAGGAAAUCAUGUAAAGAUUCUCAUUCACACAAAAGCAAAUAACAUGAAAAAAAAUAGAGAAGGAAUUGAGAAUGAAUUUAGCUACCAAAUAUUUCAUUUUUUUCCUUUCAUCUCAAAGAAGAUAUAUGGACAAAACUUUUUGUUCACUGAUUUAUGAUUUAUUUAAGAAGAGAGAGAUUGGUAUAGGUACGGGGUGACGUGCUUGAUUUAUGUAACUAAGGAUAAUAGGAGAAGAGGGACAACGCGAGCGAGUUUCUCCUCUAAUCGCAAAAACUUGAGAGUUUCCAACUUUCACCAUCUGAGAAAAUUGUAGAAUUGGUGGAGGUUGGAAACAUGUGCUGACUAACUAAUUGUAGAGGAUUGGGUAGGUUUGAUUUCAAAAUUUGAUAAGUUAGACGAUAAAUAAAAUCGUCAAGAAAGGGAUCUCAAAUAGCUAACAUUUACGUCUUAAAUAAGAUAGAUGGGACGCUCCUCCCUAGAGUAGACCGUGUUAAAUGCUUUUAUUUUCAUCUAAAAGGUACAAAAUGACCGCCAUAAAUCCUACCAGCGCCGCCACCGCCAAACAAAGCCUCCCAAGCACAUAAUAACUUGUGUACACUCUUGGUGUUGCUUUAGCCGCGCCGAAAGUACCAACAAAAUUAAAGGAAGCAACAAAUAAAGGCAUUUAGAAUUCCUCACCAAGCAACCCCCUUCUCCCCCCAAAGCUAUAUAAACCCACACCGCCUCACCCUCCCAAUCUCACCAUUUUCACUCACUCACUCACACUGAACUCCUAUGGCCUCCGCCGUCGUAGCCAAGCCACCGGCCGCCGCUCCGGCGAGCCGCCGCCGAUGCUUCGUCUUCGUAGAGCGCGCCGCCGCCGCCGCCGUCGGCGUCAACGCGGCGAUCGCUGCCGUCGAUGACCACCGCCCAGUUCCGGCCGCGGCCGCCGCCGCCAUGGACGACGUCGUCGGCCGCGUCGCGCGGCCUGCGCGCCCCAGCGCGCGCGCCAUCAUGGAGGGGACGCACAAGCAGAUCAGCUCCGGCGGCGCCUCGGGCGGCUACUGCACCGUGCCGUGGUGCAGCAUCUGCACCGGGAAUAACCCGUUCGCCAUUGCCGAGUUCUUGCUGUGCUGCAACCUCUGCGGCGUCCCUCUCGCCGGCCGCCCCAGCUUCAUCUACAUUGGAGAGAAGGCGUUCUGCAAGGAGGAGUGCAGGUCGAGGUACGUGGUGGAGGAGGCGCUGCGCGAGGCGAGGGAGGAGAAGCGCCGCGCCGCCGCCGCCGCCGCCGCGUCGCCGGAGAAGAAGAAGGAGGCGGCGGCGGCGAGGAAGGGCGGGGAGGAGUGCAGGGAGGGGAGCAUCUUCUUCAUCUGCGCCGACGACCUGUGAAGAAUGUGAUGGAUAUGAUGCAUCAUGCGUGCAUUGCAUGGCGGAUGAUAAUCGGAGCUUGGCUGUAAUAAUAAUCGAUCUCCACCAUAAUAUAAUACAAUAGUAAUAUACUUAGUGUACUGUAAUGAGGAUGAAUAAAGGGGAUCAAAUCAAGGCCACCAUGCAUGGCUAGUCGAUAUAUA